Diatraea saccharalis (sugarcane borer) is the source of this 1744-nucleotide messenger RNA. Lineage: Eukaryota; Metazoa; Arthropoda; Insecta; Lepidoptera; Crambidae. The record is from the annotation of a GenBank genome assembly.
CAAAUCUUACAGAACCCAUAUUCAUUUGAAAUGGAUAAUUUUCUAUAAUUUAAUUAUUUUUUAUACCAUGUACAUUAUUAUAAAUGAACAUUAUUUAAGUUUCUCAUUUUAAGCCAUGAGUGAACGUCCACAACCACUGAAAGCAGUGAAUAGAUUAUUUGAGGGUAAAGAACCAUGGCAGAUUGUCACCAUGACUGCUUCAUCCAUACUGGCUGUUCUUUGGGCUUCUAGUCUUUACAAUGCAAGAGAAACUCCAACUGCAAGACUUCGUAAGCAGUUCUUCCGAUGGCUGCGUCAAGUUCCGAUAGUGAAGCGAAAGAUUGAAGAGAAAAUGUCAGAGAUUCAAAGAGAUUUCCGGAAGGAUGUGGCAAAGAGAUUAGCAGGCACAACGAUUCGACGCGAGUUGCCUGAGAAAGGUCUCACAGCUGAACAGGUUGCUGAGGAAGUCAGAAAUCUUGUUAAUUUGGGUGCAUACGACUGGAAAAAUGGGAGCGUGUCGGGUGCUGUAUACCACUUGAAUGAGGAAAUAUCGCGAGUGGCGUGCGAUGCAUACGCUCUUACGGCAUACACUAAUCCACUCCAUUCGGAUGUAUUUCCCGGAAUUAACAAGAUGGAGUCUGAAAUCGUGCGCAUGGCGAUCAACCUCUUUCACGGUGACGAUGAAUGUUGUGGAACGGUGACAACAGGUGGUACAGAAUCCAUACUGAUGGCUUGCAAAGCUUUCCGAGACUUUGCUUACGACAAGGGUAUAAGCAAUCCCCAGAUAGUCGUUCCGUCAACUGUUCACUCUGCGUUUGAUAAAGCUGCUCAAUAUCUUGGUUUGUCAGUGAAGACUGUACCUGUAGAUCCUGAUACGAUGUGUGUCGACGUCGAUGCUGUUAGGAGAGCCAUUAGUAGCCGAACUUGUUUGAUUGUAGGUUCGGCUCCUAACUUCCCAUACGGUACUAUGGACGACAUUCAGGCAUUAUCUGAUCUAGCUUGCGAAUACGAAGUGCCUUUGCACGUGGACGCGUGCUUGGGUGGCUUCGUGGCCGCAUUCAUGCCGGAUGCGGGUCACCAUAUGCCUCCAUUCGAUUUCCGACUGCCCGGCGUGGCAAGCAUGUCUGCAGAUACCCACAAGUAUGGGUACGCUCCGAAGGGUACUUCGGUUGUACUAUAUCGGCAUGCAAAGUAUCGUCACUGCCAGUAUACUGUCACCACGGAGUGGCCGGGCGGCGUAUACGGUUCGCCCACAGUCAAUGGUAGUAGGGCGGGAGGUUUGAUAGCUGCCUGCUGGGCGACCAUGGUGUACGUCGGUAAAGAGAGAUAUGUUCAGAUGACCGACGAGAUUAUAACCACAGCGCGGUUCAUAGAGAACGAGUUGCGUAAAAUUAACGGCAUCUUUAUAUACGGCAAACCAGCUACUUCGGUGAUAGCUUUCGGGUCUAAACAGUUCGAUAUUUUCAAACUGGCGGAAGCCAUGCACGAGAAAGGAUGGAGCUUAAGUGCUCUACAGUUUCCAUCAGGGUUACAUAUUUCGGUAACGCACGCGCAUACACACCCGGGCGUGGCGACGCGACUGAUAGAUGAUAUCCGCGAUGCAGCUGCCCGAUGUAUGCUCGCCUCUAGCGAACCCUGCACAGGAAAGAUGGCGAUCUAUGGGGUAGCACAGGAGAUAUCGGAUAGAAGUUUAGUAUCAGAUAUAACAAAAUAUUUUAUCGAUUCAAUGUAUUAUCUACCGAAGCCGGGUGACGAAGAUCAGUAA